GGCCUUCACCAUCAUUUGCUGAUCGAUCCAGAACUGGUUGAUAGGAGUCAGAAGAAAUGUAACAAGUCUUGUAUAGUUCUCUCUUGGUAGUCCAAAGAAAAGGAGAAAUCAAUACAAAGGUUAAGUCUGGUACAUCACAGUAUCAUACUAUCACAGACCGAGCAUCCUGAAGUCCAAAUUAUCUCAUGUUGCAUCAUAUUUUCUUUAUCGGACACGUAGGAGAGCUACAUAUCAUUAUUAUCGAGAAAAGAAUGUUUUUUUAACAUGCAGAAGAGCCAUGUGGCUCAUGUUGCACCGCAAUCCAUAACAAGGACGCAUAGAUAGAUUAACCCAGUGUUGGAAGUCAAAUUGAGCAGCGCGGACAGUCCGGCGCUGAGGCCGGACGGUCCGCGGUCCGGACAGUCCGCGGUGGUGGCGCGGACGGUCCGCGCGCGCGCAGAGUCAGUUAGGGUUCCUAGUUUCUCGCGAGAUUUGUUACCUAAAACCGCGGGAUUAACUCGGGAAACAGUUGGAAACGGAUCCAGACCUCCCCUUUAUAUAGAUGAAGGGCUACGGCCGAUUGAACCCCCCAACAAUCGAACAAAUCAAGUCUAUUUCUCGUUUUUACCUUACGCAUUAGGAAUAGUUCUAGUCUAGUUCUAGUUUAGCCUCUCAAUCCCCAAAUUCUCCGCCUCUCUUCGACUCUACGUCGAUUAGAGGAGUCUAGGUCGGUCUGCCGAGCCUAGACAACACCUAGGAUCUCUCCUCCCCGACGGGGUCCCUCCCGGGAGCGAGAUCCAGGCGUCGCCGGCGACUUUCGCCGGCCCCUGCGCACGCGCGGACCGUCCGGCCUGUAGGUGCGGACCGUCCGGCCGUCAGGCAGGGAACCUUUGCCCCUGCUCCAGGUCGCGGACCGUCCGGUCCCUGGUCGCGGACCGUCCGCGCCUGUGCAGAGAGCACCGCCGCCGGUUCUUGUUGAGUGUUUGGCGCCCGAAAAAGGUGUCAACAUACUUUUGGCGACUCCGCUGGGGAAGGUGUUUAGAUCUACUAAAAAUCAGGCCCUCAAAUGGCCGGUUCUAAAGAUCACACCGAUAUCUCCCCGGACAAUAUCCUGAAGCCGGCUGUUGAAAGUCUGACGACCGAUGAGCAACAGCAAUACGAGGACUACAUGCGUCAAGCGAGGGAGAAAUUCUUAUCACAAUACACGGUGGAUCGCCACCAAAAAGUUGUCAAACAUGGAGAGACUGACGUCGCAUCUCUUCUAUCUUCGCUUCAAGUCCCCAACACUUAUCUGCCAAGCAAAAUGCCUGCGGCAUUGGUGCCUUACCGGCAGGACGAGCUCAAGAUUCUCCGCGGCGACGAUAAUCCUGGACCAUACAAGGAGCACGACCGCGUCUACCGUUACGACUACUACAACGACCUCGGUGAGCCAGACAAGGGUGAAGACCAUGCCCGGCCUGUCCUCGGGGGCAGCCAAGAACACCCGUAUCCCCGUCGCUGCAGGACCGGCCGGCGUCCAACAGAGACAGACCCCAACUCGGAGAGCAGGCUGUUUCUGCUGAACCUGAACAUCUACGUCCCGCGCGACGAGCGGUUUGGGCAUCUCAAGAUGUCGGACUUCCUCGGGUACUCACUGAAGGCGAUCAUCGAGGCUGUCCUUCCGACGCUGGGGACGUUCGUCGACGAUACGCCCAAGGAGUUCGAUUCGUUCGAAGACAUCCUUGGGCUCUACGAGCCGGGUCCAGAGGCGCCCAACAACCCACUGGUAGCAGAGGUCAGGAAGAGAAUCCCCAGCGAGUUCCUCAGAAGCAUUCUGCCCAAUGGUAGCCAUGACCACCCCCUGAAGAUGCCCCUUCCAAAUAUCAUCAGAUCAGAUGUGUUGAAAAAGGCUCCAGAGUUUAAGUUUGGCUGGAGGACCGACGAAGAGUUUGCGAGGGAGACGCUUGCAGGCGUGAACCCAGUGCUCAUCAAACGUCUGACGGAGUUCCCAGCUAAAAGUACCCUGGACCCAAGUCAAUACGGAGACCAUACGAGCAAGAUCACCGAAGCUCACAUCCAGCAUAACAUGGAAGGCCUGUCAGUGCAGAAUGCACUGAAGAAGAACAGGCUCUUCAUCCUAGACCACCAUGACCAUUUCAUGCCGUACCUCAACAAGAUCAACGAGUUGGAGGGGAACUUCAUCUACGCCAGCAGGACCCUACUGUUCCUGAAGGACGAUGGCACGCUGAAGCCCCUGGCCGUCGAGCUGAGCCUGCCCCACCCUGAUGGCCAGCAGCACGGCGCGGUCAGCAAGGUGUACACCCCAGCUCACUCCGGCGCUGAGGGCCACGUCUGGCAACUUGCCAAGGCUUAUGCCUGCGUGAACGACUCCGCCUGGCAUCAGCUGAUCAGCCACUGGCUGAACACGCACGCGGUGAUCGAGCCGUUCGUCAUCGCAACGAACCGGCAGCUGAGCGUGGUGCAUCCAGUGCACAAGCUGCUGAGCCCACACUACCGUGACACGCUGAACAUCAACGCCCUGGCACGCCAGACGCUCAUCAACGCCGACGGCAUCUUCGAGCGCACCGUGUUCCCUGCAAAGUACGCGCUGGGGAUGUCCUCCGACGUGUACAAGAGCUGGAAUUUCAACGAGCAGGCUCUCCCAGCAGACCUCGUCAAGAGAGGUGUGGCUGUGCCGGACCAGUCGAGCCCCUACGGUGUCCGGUUGCUGAUCAAGGACUACCCUUACGCCGUGGACGGGCUGGUCAUCUGGUGGGCGAUCGAGCGGUGGGUCAAGGAGUACCUGGACGUCUACUACCCCAACGACGGCGAGCUCCAGCGCGACGUGGAGCUGCAGGCGUGGUGGAAGGAGGUGCGCGAGGAGGCGCACGGCGACCUCAAGGACCGAGACUGGUGGCCCAGGAUGGACGCCGUCCAGCGGCUGGCCAGGGCGUGCACGACCGUCAUCUGGGUAGCGUCCGCGCUGCACGCGGCCGUCAACUUCGGGCAGUACCCGUACGCCGGGUACCUGCCGAACCGGCCGACCGUGAGCCGGCGGCCGAUGCCGGAGCCGGGCAGCGACGACUACAAGAAGCUGGAGGCGGGGCAGAAGGAGGCGGACGCGGUGUUCAUCCGCACCAUCACCAGCCAGUUCCAGACCAUCCUGGGCAUCUCGCUCAUCGAGAUCCUCUCCAAGCACUCCUCCGACGAGGUGUACCUCGGCCAGCGCGACGAGCCUGAGCGCUGGACGUCGGACGCCAGGGCGCUGGACGCGUUCAGAAGGUUCGGAAGCCGGCUGGUGGAGAUCGAGAAGCGGAUCAGGACGAUGAACGACAGCCCGACGUUGAAGAACCGGAAGGGGCCGGUGGAGAUGCCGUACAUGCUGCUGUACCCCAACACGUCGGAUGUCACCGGCGAGAAGGGCGAGGGGCUCACUGCCAUGGGCAUUCCCAACAGCAUCUCCAUAUGAGCCUCCUCACUGCCUGAGCGGAUGGUUUGUAGAUGUUCUGUUACGCUGUGUGUAAUGUGUCGUUUAUUCGUUGGUUUUGUCAGUCUCAGGGUAGGGAAUGGAGAUGUUGAUUGGAUCCAUGAUCUGUAGGGUUGAGAGAGGAGUCACGUCUGGAGAAUGUUGUCAAUGUGUGUUUCUUUCUUGUUAAGAAUAAAAGUUCGUCAGCUCAUUUAUCUCUAC
Molecule: messenger RNA, 3646 nt
Organism: Zea mays
Lineage: Eukaryota; Viridiplantae; Streptophyta; Magnoliopsida; Poales; Poaceae
Gene: lox4
Product: linoleate 9S-lipoxygenase4
Exons: 8
Coding region: 1046-3427 (793 amino acids)
Biological process (GO): lipid oxidation
Molecular function (GO): protein binding; metal ion binding; oxidoreductase activity, acting on single donors with incorporation of molecular oxygen, incorporation of two atoms of oxygen
Source: RefSeq, a predicted model, not a curated record